AUGGUUUCCUCCGAGAAAGCUUCCAAUCCAGAAAGAAUGGAUAAAGCUGAACUCGUGAUCAAAAUGCCAGAGGAUGGCAGCAAAGAACAUGAUUCAAGUGGAGAUGAAAGAGAAGCCAAUCAAAAUAAUAAAGAAGAAGAACCAACAAAAGAAGUUGUUAUCAUUGAUCCUGAUGCAGUGGAUGUUGAUUUAAGUCAUUGUCGAAUUGGAAAAAUUGAACGCAUGGAAGAAUUAACCAAUGUACAGACUUUGUGUUUGCGACAAAACCUCAUCAAGAAAGUUGAAGGUUUAUCCACAUUGUUGCAUCUUGUUGAUUUGGAUUUGUACGAUAACCAAUUGACAGAAAUUGAAAAUGUCUCUGCCUUAGAAGAUUUGCAACAGUUGGAUUUUUCUUUCAAUCGAAUAAAAAAAAUUGAAAAUUUGGACAAUCUCAAGAAACUGGUCAAGUUAUUUUUGGUGAACAACAAAAUUACAAAAAUUGAGAAUUUGAAAACUUUGACAAACCUACAAAUGCUUGAAUUGGGGUCAAACAGAAUACGGACUAUUGAGAAUUUAGAUGGCCUAACUAAUUUGACUGGACUGUACCUUGGGAAAAAUAAAAUCACUAAAAUUGAAGGUUUGGACAAACUUGUUAACCUCACUACUCUGAGCUUACAGAGCAAUCGUAUAAGAAAGAUUGAAGGCCUUGAAUCAUUAGUAAACCUUGAUGAACUCUACCUGAGUGACAAUGGUAUUGAUAAACUGGAAGGAUUGACAAACAAUGUGCAACUAACAGUUCUGGACUUGGCUUGUAAUAGAAUCCAAAAGAUUGAAAAUGUCAGUCACUUAAAAAAUUUAGUUGAUUUCUGGUUCAACAAUAACCAAGUUUUCAACUGGGAUGAUUUACAGGAAUUGGUCUCUCUGUCAGAAUUGCGGACUGUUUACCUUGAACAAAAUUUGAUAUGGUAUGAUCAGAACAAAAAGACACGUCAGGAUCCUUCCUAUCGACGGAAGGUGAAGCUUCUGCUCCCUCAAUUGACGCAAAUUGAUGCCACAUAUUGUCGUUAG
This is a messenger RNA of Acanthosepion pharaonis, 1047 nucleotides long. The record is from the annotation of a GenBank genome assembly. NCBI's taxonomy places the organism in Eukaryota, Metazoa, Mollusca, Cephalopoda, Sepiida, Sepiidae.